This is a messenger RNA of Strongylocentrotus purpuratus (purple sea urchin), 1372 nucleotides long. It is a transcript of the gene cdk1, whose product is annotated as cyclin-dependent kinase 1. Gene Ontology annotation, cellular component: nucleus. The record is from RefSeq and is a predicted model, not a curated record. The transcript has 8 exons. Gene Ontology annotation, molecular function: ATP binding; cyclin-dependent protein serine/threonine kinase activity; RNA polymerase II CTD heptapeptide repeat kinase activity. Gene Ontology annotation, biological process: protein phosphorylation; G2/M transition of mitotic cell cycle; mitotic G2 DNA damage checkpoint signaling. Lineage: Eukaryota; Metazoa; Echinodermata; Echinoidea; Camarodonta; Strongylocentrotidae. The coding region runs from base 184 to 1089 and encodes 301 amino acids.
CAAUUCAAUUUACAUGCAUACAAUGACAACAUGCACCUGAUUACGUAGCACGCAGUUUCAACUCGCCGAUCAAGCAUAGAUUUUGAAGUUCUACUGACUCUAAACUGGACGACAUCUGGAUAUUUUUCUUACGAUUUAAAAACCUGUUUCUUCCUGUACGUGUGUGUACUUUAUAACUGAAAUAUGGAAGACUUUAUGAAGAUUGAAAAGUUGGGAGAAGGUACGUACGGUGUUGUGUACAAGGGCAAGCACAAAAGGACUGGAAAGAUCGUUGCUCUGAAGAAGAUUCGGCUGGAGAGCGAAGAGGAGGGAGUACCAAGCACAGCCAUCAGAGAAAUCUCACUACUAAAAGAGCUCUAUCAUCCAAAUAUUGUUAUGUUGGAAGACGUUCUGAUGGAACCGAAUAGGCUGUACUUGGUCUUUGAAUACCUGACGAUGGACCUCAAGAAGUACAUGGAAUCACUCAAAGGAAAACAGAUGGAUCCAGCACUAGUCAAGAGCUACCUUCAUCAGAUGGUCGACGGUAUCCUUUUCUGCCACAGUCGUCGUAUCCUGCACAGAGAUCUCAAACCCCAGAACCUUCUCAUAGACAACAAUGGUACCAUCAAACUGGCAGACUUUGGGCUUGCUAGAGCGUUCGGUAUCCCAGUCAGAGUUUAUACUCAUGAAGUCGUCACUCUAUGGUAUCGUGCCCCUGAGGUUCUCCUGGGUUCCACGAGGUACGCCUGCCCUAUCGACAUGUGGAGUUUGGGCUGCAUCUUUGCCGAGAUGGUCACCAAGAGACCCCUCUUCCACGGCGACUCAGAGAUUGAUCAACUCUUUAGGAUAUUCAGGACCCUUGGCACACCGACGGAUGACAUAUGGCCCGGUGUGACACAGCUCCAGGACUACAAGUCAACCUUCCCGAUGUGGACAAAGCCCAACAUCAAGGGAGCGGUCAAAGGCAUGGACGAGGGAGGACUAGAUCUGCUAGAGCAAAUGCUUAUAUACGACCCUGCCAAACGUAUUACAGCUAAAGCCAGCAUGAGGCAUCCCUACUUCGACAAUAUUCUACCCCUCUCUGACCGUCUCCAGCCCAUCAGGAGCUAGUCUUCCCAUUUCCGUCUUUAAUCUUGUGUAAAUGGACUUUGUUAAGAGUGAGAAUACCCAACCAACGAUGGAUGAAUAUAUUGGAAGAAGUUGGUUUAUGUUCCGUCGAUGUAUGAUAAUAUUUGUGGGUAAAAUGUGAUGUUUGUGUUUCCCCGAUCGUAAGGUGUACAGGUAAGCAAUGAGCACUUUGUUCUUUUUUUCCUGAUGUUAAUCUUUCCUAUUAAUUUGUGUUGUUAUGGUAGAGAAGUUUGUUUUAAUAAACCACUUACGGAUGACCUCUUCA